Molecule: messenger RNA, 3550 nt
Organism: Plectropomus leopardus (leopard coralgrouper)
Lineage: Eukaryota; Metazoa; Chordata; Actinopteri; Perciformes; Serranidae
Source: RefSeq, a predicted model, not a curated record
UUCAGGAGCAACAGGUGUGUUCACCUGAAUUCAGAGAGCGUCUGCCUCUGAUGUAGACCAGCUCCUCUGGAUCCAGAGCUGACAGAGCAGCUGAGACUCAGUUGUCAGGUGGUUUAUUGGGACAGAGUGUGAGUGCAGCUGAAGCAGUCAUGGCUGCUGGAUCCUUUGUUAAAAGAAUGUUACUGGUUUUCUUGUUGAGUGUGCUGGACUACUCCUCAGCAUUUCCAAGAGCAAGAAGUUCUGUUUAUCCUGAAGCAUGGCAGGGUGUAAAGGAGAAACAGAAAGAGGUUUAUGUCUAUGGGAGUCGUCGCCCUCUCCACUACAUCCGGGCUCUUCGGCAGACCCACAGAGAGCCACAGCCCAAUAUCCAUGUCCCGGUUCAGAUCAAAGCCUGGCAAAAGCAUCCGGGAGGUUCUUUAAGGGUCCACAACCAUGCCCAGAUACAAAAUCUGCCGAGUCUGUACCACCAAACAAGAAGUCCGUAUCAGUUAUGGUCUAAUGUUGCCACAAAAGGGACACAGGAAAUGUCCAUACUCCAGUCUCCACUGCAGAGAAACCAUCCACUGGCAAACCCCAGAAGCUUUGAAUUCAAUCUAAAACUUCCCUUUGCUAACUUCCCAAGUCAAAACAAAGACAACAGUUCAUCCACUAAAAGUUUUGAUUUGAAUAGCAGUGGGAGUGGUGGUGCUGGUCACGAGUCUACAUACAAGCCAAGUGGUAUGCACGUCGAUAGUAGUUUCAAAAGCCCCUCUGAUUCAGAUAGUUUGGAUAAGGGUUUCACAGAUGAAGGAAAAAAUGACCAUGAAGUUUCCAAACCAAACUUUCAACUGAGCUUAUCUAUUCCUUUUCCUCCAUUUCCAAAACCUUACAGCAGCAAUGAUGGUGAUCUUAAAAAUUCAACAACAAUACCAGGAAGUAAUGUUCAGAACAGUAACAUGAAACCAGAAAAAACACAAUUAAGUUCAACACAGAGUGGAUCGGAUUGGAUUUUAUUGAAUUCUGCGAGUGCUGUGCAGCAACAACCAAUACAUGACACUUACGAAUCAAUUCGAACCCCCGUCCCAGCCUGUCCCACAGCCUCAGAUUCCGUCCCGGCCAAUCCCACAGCCUCAAGCUCCGUCCCAGCCAAUCCCACAGCCUCAAGCUCCGUCCCAGCCAAUCUCACAGCCUCAAGCUCCGUCACAGCCAAUUGUACACUAUCAAGCUCAGUCGUGGCCAAUCCAACAGCCUCAAACUCCAUCCUGGCCAGUCCCACAGCCUCAAGCUCUGUCACAGCCAGUCUCACAACCUCAAGCUCCGUCCCGGCCAAUCCCACAGCAUCAAGCUCCGUCCCAGCCAAUCCCACAGCCUCAAGCUCCAUCCAAGCCAAUCUCACAGCCUCAAGCUCCGUCACAGCCAAUUGUACACUAUCAAGCUCAGUCAUGGCCAAUCCAACAGCCUCAAAUUCCAUCCUGGCCAAUCCCACAGCAUCAAGCUCCGUCCCGGCCAAUCCCACAGCAUCAAGCUCCGUCCCGGCCAAUCCCACAGCCUCAAGCUCCGUCCCGGCCAAUCCCACAGCCUCAAGCUCCGUCCCGGCCAAUCUCACAGCCCUCAAGCUCCGUCCCGGCCAAUCUCACAGCCUCAAGCUCCGUCCCAGCCAGCUCCGCAACAUUCUCCUCAACAGUCUGACAAUGUUUACAGAGGAUACUACAGUGGGCAAAUAAAUCCUACAAGUACUAACUAUGGGAAAGGUCAAAGUGGACAAACCGUUUCAUCUGACCCAACAAAUGUCCGUCUUUCUUUGUCUCAAUCACAACAAGAAAGAGGUCCAAGUGGACAUUUCAGUUCUGGUCAGGUCAAACCCAUUGGCAACAGCUAUGGCCAACAUCAAAUCUGGCAUCCAGCUGGUACUCAACUUACCUCUUCUUUUGAACAGCAAAACUACGGACAGUUUCAACCAUCCUUGGGUCAUGUGCAAAAAGUAGAGACUGUACAUCCAGUCAAUCCAGUACAACAGUCAUCUCAAACUGCUGCUCCAUCUCAAUAUCUACCUCCAUCAUUCAGUUACAACGGGGAAGUUAACACCACCAAAACCCAAUACACAAAACUUUUAAUUGAUGUGGAUGAUAUGAGUGAAGAUGAUGGACAACACAACAAUUAUGCAGCAUCACCAACCCACUUUGAUGAAUAUUCUGGUACAUGGACUGGGCAGGACAUGGCAGAAACCCCCAUUAGCAAUCCCAAUCCACAGUUUCAGAGGUUUCAUUCUCUGGUUCCAACGGGUCAAGGUCACCCCGCUACGCAACCAAACUUCCCUUUUGAAAGUUACCUAAGCAACAAAGCUGAGUCUUACAUGCCAGUUUACAGCCAAGCUCCCAGCAUGGGCGGUGGUGAGAGCCAAUAUGCAUCUAUUCCUCAGAAACAAAUGGAAACAAAACAAAUAGAGACUUCUGAUCCUUUUCCUGGACAGGCUAACUGUGCGCCUCAUUCAGGAGCAAACAGUGGCUCUGUGCCAACAAACUUUGGCCAACAACUGUCAUCAGAACCAACCUCUCACACUGCAUCAGAAGCUUUUAGUCCCAACAACAGACAAUAUUAUUAUAUUGGCCAAGCAUAACCACAGGUGCUUACAAGUGACCAGAGCACUGCCAAAAACUAUCCCUUCUCUGCUAAUAGGAUAAAUCACUAUAGUACAUAUGACCUCAGCGACAGACAAAAUUUUUAUGGCACUAAUUAUUAAGGUCAAGAAAAACAUGCCUCUUGGGCUCAAAUUGCUCAUGCUCUUUUGCAAAUGUCAAAUAUUAACCCUGUAUCAUCUGCAUCUGUAGCUUCCCAUCCAUAUCCUCUGGUUCUUUGAUAUUACCCCCAUUGUCCAACUUUCAUCCUUUUUUUACGGGACUCCAAAAUGUAGGCUGCGCUCCAAGCUUCAGCAUACAUUCUUUGACAGUGAAUAUCAGCUCUGUCAAUCCAAGGCCACAAGCAAUCCCUGCAUACUUUGUCAGCAGAACCAACUGGACCUGUCAAUAACUUCUACUGAUCUGAUCGGAAAACCUAUAGCCACAAAAUCAUCUGUCAGAUUACAAAGUUUAUUCUGGCCUUUCCUGUCUUGAACAUUACCAUAUGACUAGCGAUGAUGGAAAAGCUACUUAAGUCUUCUCAGCCCGGAGGCAAAGACUGAAUGUCCAUUGUACCCACCUCCACUUCCUUGGAACCAAUAUUCCUGUCUAAGCAUGUGUGUCAGUGAAGAGUACAUUGGAGCAUACAAGCCUGUUGACAAGACAAACCCCUUGCCCAAGAUUUGAGUUACUGAUGGUGAAAACCAUGUUCCUGAAGAUCAUCUGAUAUUUAUGGGGUAAAGGGAUCAACUGAUGUCUGCAUUCAUGGAAGCCCCUGAUGCCCUUAGCGUAAAGCGGACCAACCACAGGGAAAGGGAUAACAGGCUGCACAGUCUGAACUGCAGCAAUGCAUAUAGGAUAAACUACUGCUGUUGUACUGAAUUUACAGCCCCUGGGCCAAAUGGGGUGCCCCCCCCAACCAUUUUCAAAUUUGCAAUAAAAAAUCUAAUGAUUCA